Messenger RNA from Stylonychia lemnae, 1974 nucleotides. The record is from the annotation of a GenBank genome assembly. NCBI's taxonomy places the organism in Eukaryota, Ciliophora, Spirotrichea, Sporadotrichida, Oxytrichidae.
AUGAAAAGUGUUAUGAAGCAAGGGAUUAAAUAAAAACUUAAUCUUGAUUUUAAGUUCGCCUAAGACAUAAAGCUAGAAAAUUUGUAGCUUUUGAUGCAAAAAACACAAUUUCUCUACAUUGAUUUGAAAGUGAACAAUAUUAUGGUGUUGAACUCAAUAAGUCAAUAUAUUAAAGACAAUUCAAACAUUCAAAUCAGAUCUUUGAUUUUAGAAUAGGAAGAUAAUGAUGUUACAUAGCAAAACAAUAAAUACUUUGAGAAUCAUGUCCUAAGAUUCAUAAAAGCAUCAAAAGUCCACCAUCUUAAAAUUAAAAGUGAUAUUUAUGAUCUUUAAAAGAUUAUAGAACUACUCAAUAAAUAAAAAUCUAUUACAAGUUUGAGCAUAGAUUUUAAAAAAAUUAAUGAGUUAGAGAAUUAAGAACUAACCGAUGAUUAACUUGAAGAAGUAAAUAAGAUAGGAUUUUUGAAUAAAACCUUAAUGCAGAAGAGUUCAAUGAAUAGCAAAAAUGAAUUUUAAAAAUAAGGACAAGUUUAUGGUAGCUUACCAAAAACAAUUAGUUAAUUGAAAAUAAUUAAUUUGAACGAGCAAAAUAUUGCUUUUUUAGAGGCCUUGCUGAAAAAUCACUAAUAAAGGCUUAGUAUAACCUUUAAGAAUUGUAAUUUUUCAAUGAUUUAGUCAUGCUAAAAUAUCCUUAGAAAUCUAUCUAUCAACAUAUUCAAAAUCUACUAUUCAAAAUCAAAAUAUAUUGAUAAGCAGGACAAUGAUUAAAAUGAUCAAUUGGAAUUUGAUGAUGAUUAGUCCUCAUUAAAUUUUCCUUUAGUUGAAGAUUUAGUUGAAACUAUUCAACUAUAAGAUCUUAACUACCGAGUCUUGAAAAUGAAUGUUAUAAAAUUUAAGCAUGAUUUAGACUACUCUGUAGUGAUAUAAUUGCUAAAGUAUCUUAGGAUAAGCUUUUCAAUAAACAAAUUCAUAUCAAUUAAAUCAAAUUAGAAUAGUAUCUAAAAAGGUUAAAAUGAAACAAGCAUAAGCAAUAUCAUUUAAGAAUUCCACAUUAAAAACAUUGAAAUAGAUGCAAUCAAACGAAAAGAUAAUGUGAUAAUAAAUAAUGACUAUGCUACUGUAUAAGAUGAAUAAUCAAUAAUUUAAUAGAUUAGCAAACCUAUUGAACGUUUUAACUUAGUAAAUCUUUUAAAGCUAAGAGUCCGUGAUCUUAAUGACAUUAGUACAGGAUUUCUAAAUCAGAUUCCAAGACUUUAACAUUUUUCUUUUAAAAACUAAGUGAGCAAAUAAGAAUUCCUCCAACUUUUAAAUUAGCUUAACAAAUCCUAGUUGAAAGAGAUAGAAUACAACUAUUUUAAAUCAUACGAUGAAUUAGAUUAGAUUCAGGAAGAUGAUCUUGAGAGGUUGAUUCUGAGUUAAAUCCAAGAUUUUAAUAAAUUAUAAAGCAUUUCAGCUAACUUUAUUGAGCCGUAUGAAAUCGAUAAUGGCAAAGUUUAUUCAGUAAUAGAAGAUAUUUAACGAUUCUUCGGAAUGAAUAUACCCAAUCUUAAACAUUUGGAGUUAAAUUUCACUCCAACAAGUAAGUUUGAAACUUUAUUGGGUCAAUUCAGUUAAGGCAUGGUUACUCAAUAAAGAUAACCUCGAGGACGAGGACGAUGGAAUAUUGGUAAUAAUUUAUAUUCAAUCGAAGAUUCAAAAAUAUACAAAUACAUAAGACUUAAGGUUAUAUAAGGAGAAAGAUCUUUACAGGCUGAAAAAAAGGAAAUAUUUGUUAACUUUAUGAAGGUGAUUAAGUAUUUGAAUUAAACAAAAUUGCCUAAAACUCUUGCUAUAAAUGGAAUUGAAGUAAUGAUCAAUGAUGAAGUAUGUGAAGAUCUUUCUAAGAUAGACAAUCACCUGAUUAAAUAUACUACAAAUAAGCAGGAUUUUAAAACACUUUAUGAAUUCAUGAAGAAGAUAAAGUUUAGGUAUUGA